This is a messenger RNA of Phycodurus eques (leafy seadragon), 3260 nucleotides long. RefSeq names its product purinergic receptor P2X, ligand-gated ion channel, 5 (gene p2rx5). The transcript is spliced from 12 exons. Gene Ontology annotation, biological process: response to ATP; monoatomic cation transmembrane transport. The record is from RefSeq and is a predicted model, not a curated record. Bases 64 to 1416 code for a protein of 450 amino acids. Gene Ontology annotation, molecular function: extracellularly ATP-gated monoatomic cation channel activity; purinergic nucleotide receptor activity. Lineage: Eukaryota; Metazoa; Chordata; Actinopteri; Syngnathiformes; Syngnathidae. Gene Ontology annotation, cellular component: nuclear inner membrane; plasma membrane.
CCGGCUGAGGAGGGGACACGCACCGUGUUGCUCACUCACUCGCACACUCACACGACCGCCGACAUGGCCGGCUGGGGCACCUUCUUCUUCUCCCUCCUCAACUACAAGACGGAAAAGUACGUCAUCGCCGAGAACAGGCGGAUCGGAAUACUGUUUCGAAUCUACCAAUUGGCCGUGCUGGGAUACAUAAUCGGGUGGGUGUUUGUGAUGAGGAAGGGCUACCAGGAGAGAGAGGAGGCCAUCCAGUCGUCCGUCAUCACCAAGCUCAAAGGCGUCACGCUCACCAACAGCUCUGAGAGCGGCCUUCGCCUGUGGAGUGCCGAGGACUGUGUCAUUCCACCGAGUGGAGAACAGGUUUUCUUCGUGGUAACAAAUUACAUCGAGACCCCCGAUCAGAGGCUGGGCUUCUGCGCCGAGAGUUUCAAGGUGCCAAAUGGCCAAUGCCUUAGCGAUGAUGACUGCAUCGAGGGGGAGACUGUCGUAGCGGGGCACGGAAUUAAAACAGGCUUGUGUAUAAACAGCACCGGGACCUGCGAGAUUCGUGCCUGGUGUCCUGUAGAAUACAGCAAGAGACCCGCAGUGCCGCUCCUGAGCGAAGCCGAAAACUUCACCAUUUACAUCAAGAACUUCAUCCGGUUCCCGAUGUUCGAAUUCUCCAAGUCCAACGUUCUCGACAGCGCCGAUGACGGCUACUUGAAAAGAUGCUCCUACGACCGAGUGAACCAUCCUUACUGUCCCAUCUUUCGCCUCGGAGAUCUGGUCAAACGGGCUGGACACGACUUUCAGGACAUGGCUGCCAAGGGUGGGUCUGUUGGUAUCCUAAUUGAGUGGAAUUGUGAUUUGGACAAGGACUACUCUCAGUGUAAUCCACAAUACAGCUUCACCCGUUUGGACAUCAACUUGAACAACUCUGUUUCACCGGGAUACAACUUCAGAUAUGCCAGAUACUAUAAGGAUGAAAAUGGGGAAACCUUUCGCACUUUGUAUAAAGUAUAUGGAAUUCGCUUUGACAUCAUGAUCAAUGGCCAGGCUGGAAAAUUCAAUAUCAUUCCCACAAUAAUUGCCAUUGGCUCCGGUGUUGCUCUUCUCGGAAUAGGAGCCUUUGUGUGUGAUAUGAUCCUGCUGUACAUGAUGAACACAAGCUCCUUCUAUCGAAACAAGAAGUUCGAGAUCAUCAAUUUCAAGAAAGAGCGGAACUCCAUCAGGGAGCGGAAGGGUCGGGAAAGGAAAUCCAGGAAAUUAGCGGCUGUCAACUCAAUGAAAAACACGGCGGAUAUUGAAGCCUUAGAGGCUGAGAACAAGCCACCUGAGGACAAGCGGGGUCCCACCAUUCCACGCAACACGGGCCAGCGGUACGCCCUCGCUCGCCAGGGUGCGGAACCAAAGCAUCACAUCACAUUCGCGUCACGCAACUGAAAAUGCAAGACCGGUCUCAAGAGGCGGAACCCAAAAGUGGAACUCACUUCUCGCCUUGUUGACGUGACUGUCGCCUCGCCGCCUGCUCGAGUGAUUCUUUUGCCUCGACUGCAGAGAGACCAGCCGUGACAACUGCACCCGCGGCGUCGAUCGUCUCAACAUCAAUUUGGCAGCGGGUGGCAAGACAAAGGGAAACGCGCUGGAUUCAUUGACAUUGUUUUAGCCAAUCGCUCCUUGACAGCCUAUUUUUGCAUUGUGUUUCAUGGUGCCUGAGCGACAUUGGCAGCUGGUCACCUGAGCUGUAGAAAUUCUCAUUCAAACUGUAUUCACCCUCACGUUAUGUUGCCGGUCGAACCGAUCCAUUUUCAAGGCAAUUCGAAAAGAAAAUAGAGUGAAGCAGCGCCCUUGCGCCGCAAAAGGUCAUUCACUCCAGCAGCGCUUCUCUAAAAAGACUUUGCUAACUCUAAGUACCACCAUCAUGACCAACAUUAAAAUACUGUAGCGUAUUUAGUAGCGUUCAUCAAAAACAAAACAGCUUCUAUUCCUGAAGUAUAUUUCACAUUGUGAACCACUGUAACGUUAUGCAGUUUGACCAUUAGCCUGCACUAAAAUAUAGGCGAACCAAAAGCAGCAUUUAAAUAAUUACUAUAUUGAAAAGCAUCGCAUAUAGAAAUUGCACCUCAGUUUAAAGACAGUUCUUAAAGAGGAAACACAAAUUCAUUGUAUUAAAAUGUUAAACACAACUGAACGCUACCGAGUGAUUCGUUCGCAAAUCUCUCGUCGUGCUACCACGCUGAGAAUCGGUGCGCAAGAGAAGAAGACAAAGUAGCCGUGUUUAUAAUGGCGGAAACGGUUUCAAAUGCACAAUAUAUGCCACAAUCGGUGAUCCACCCCAAUACCUUUAUAGAAUUUCACUCAUCUUACAUUGCCCGUAAAAAUAAAGGGCUUACAGAUGCCGCCACUCGGCAAAAACAUACACAACCGGCAAAGACUCUCCAUAACGUCUGCUAACAACCCACGCUAAACUUCACCAUCAAAGAUGUUCUCUCCGUUAAGAUGUAUCACUUCAGCCUGCUUCCUCAACUCCACGUCCGACUUGAUUAGUCAGGGCUUUGGCACAAUCGUGUGGCAUCACAGAAAGAAAACCCCAAAACUUUUCCUUAUUUAACAUGGUCCAGGUCAAAUGGACCCAGCAACACGAUUGCUGUUCCUGAGAAAAUGAACAUAAGAGAGUUAACACAGCUUUCUUCCAUUUUUCUGAACUAUUCGCAGAAUUUACAGCAAAGUAUCAAUAGCUACAUGGUAUGACAAAGUCCAUCAAUGAUAUUCCAUUUUUUGGGCACUUUCUGAAGUUAUACAAGUGGAGCAGCAUUAACGCUGAUAAUUCUGAAACAUUUAUUUAAGUCACAGGUGGGCAACGUUUGGGCUGCAAGGCCGCACUGACAAGUUACAUGAUCAGGAGUCCUGUCCUAUUUAUUUGCAAUAACGUUGCCUUUUUCAACCUAAAAUUGGUCAAAUGAAAUUUCCAUUUCAUGAAAUCUUUUUUUUUUUUUUUUUAAAUAAUUGGUUAUAUUUUACAUUGAACAAUUGUGUUUAGAAAUUCUUUUUGUCAGGAGUAUAAGUUGUUUCAAGAUAAAAAAAAAAAAAAAAAAACCUCAUUUUUCAACCUCAUCUACAAAUGACUUGCCCCAUCUGUCCAAUGUAGCCACCAUACUUGCCCAGCCCUCAUUUCAAUGCCUUGUCGCCACGAUUCAUGUAAUGAAUUCAACCGCUAAGCGAUCUGCCUCGUAUUGUGUGCUCCUGUUAAAUUGUGAGCGUAUUCCUACUUAUUUCAAAGGUCUUAU